Molecule: messenger RNA, 2596 nt
Organism: Coregonus sp. 'balchen'
Lineage: Eukaryota; Metazoa; Chordata; Actinopteri; Salmoniformes; Salmonidae
Source: the annotation of a GenBank genome assembly
GGUGGAGACGUAUUAGUACAGGACAGGAGUAGAGGAGGGAGGAGCGACUGGAAACACCGCCGGAGAAAUUAGGCUAUAACAAAGAACAUAAAAGGAUAUUGUCAAGAAAGUGAUAACGUAAGGUUUUAUUAUCAUUUAUUUAGAAAAACUGAAACAUUCGGUGUAACAGCAGUUAUAAAACUCUGGACAAGAUGUUCUUUCAUUUUGCCUAGAACAACUAAUCCGACAAAACAUAACCCAGAACAAUUAUUCGAUUUGCACAAUUUGAGUUGGAGAAAAGUUUCAGGAAAGGUCUACAAUGGCGAAAUCUAAGAACUUUGGAAUCGACGCGCUGUUGGCGCACGAGGCGCACCGGAUGGACCGGGACAGUUCCCCGGGACUGUGUUCUGAGGACAGCCCUGUCUUUUGCCACCGAUCGGAGACACCAUCCCCACAGAGGACCCACAACGGUAUCCACACUCAGACCGGAAUUGUCCCCAAACCGGGUCUACUGAACUUCUCCCACCCGGGACUCACCCAGCUGUCUCAGGGGGGCAUCCCUGGAAUGUAUCCCGCCCACAUGUACCGCAUCGCGGCCCUGGGGGGGCAGCACCCUGCCUUUACCUACCCCGGCUUUGCGCAACCUGCCCAGCAGUACCCAGAGCACCUAAAGGUGGUAGCUAUGGCUGGGUUCCCGCUAGAACACUGGAUUAGAGCCGGAAUGAUGAUGCCAAGACUCGGGGACUAUGGUGGUAAGUAGCCUGGAGGGGUCCCAUUUAUAUUUAUUUGAAUAAUAUAAUUAAAAUAAGUAGCUCUGUCACUGUUCAUAUUAGAAGUUAUUGUGUGUUAAUAAAGUAGUUGUAAAUAAUGUAUUAAGACAAUAUGUUGUCUAAUGCUGAAGCCAAAUUAAUGUAUUGGUGCUGCAUUAUUUCGGUAAAGCUUUUCAUUGAAUAAAUUGCCCCUUUAUUGAAUUAUUUGGACUUUAUAAUUUCAUUGAACAGUGUGUGAAUUUACUACAUUGUGCGAUAAUGUAAAAUAAAAUAUUCGUUCCGUGUCUUAGAUCUUGCUCUUUUCUUCGGAAUUAUUCAAACUGAUGGACUUCGUUUGAAUAAUUUACAAAAAUAAGUAAUAAUUGAUCUGCAUCUUUCAGGUGAUGUGACGAGUGUCAUUGGACCUGCAGCCUAUUUACUCCUGAACCAUAACGAUGUCUAUUCUUUAGUCAUUAAACUUAGUCAUAAAUAACAUUUUAAUGAAUAGGCCAUAGCCAUGUGAGAUAAUUAAACAAUUUAACAAUAAAGAAACACCUGAAGCAAUAGGUCCACUUCAUCACUAAAGUCCCCGUAACAUUUAUUGCAUUUUCAUUAAUACAACGGCACUCUGUUGAGUUUUAUAGCCCUGCUAAAGCAAUAUCUCCCUGGACUCACGUCAACUGCAAACUAAAGUCCAAUAAAACUGUUAUCAUCAUGGCAGCUUUUAAAGUUGACAGUGUUUCUGUCUCAGUUCCAUCCUCCUCCCUUACAGAACAGCUACAUGAACUUCACAUGUCCAAGAAAAUGUAAAAUAACCCACAUAAGUACACAUAUAAAUAAAACAUUUUAGGCUGGGUUUUAGGCCGGUGUCUGUAAAACGUUCUGUGCCAACUGCUGAUGUGUAAAAAGGGCUAUAUGAAAUACAUUUGAUUGAUUGAAUUGUAUUGAUAUAAAGAAGAAUGUGAUAACACGUCAAAUGAAAUAUGUCAACGUAUUAUUCAGAAUAAAACAAAUGAUUAUUAUUAUUAACAUGUGAUAAUAACCUCUCUCUCUCUCUUGGUCUCCCCUCCAGCCUCUCCUCAUGCUGAUCUGACGGGGAAGUGUCGUAGGCCCAGAACAGCCUUCACCAGCCAACAACUACUACAGCUGGAGAACCAGUUCAAAUUCAACAAAUACCUGUCCAGACCCAAACGCUUUGAGGUGGCCACGUCUCUCAUGCUCACGGAGACACAGGUGAGCGAGAUGAUCUCUGAACUGAUUUUCAAUCCUUUUGUGCAAUCGUCUGCCAUUUUUAUCAGUUUGUGUCAGGGGGACCAUAGAAAAUAAAUAUCGCUCCAGAUUUAGCUACAAAGCUCAUUUCCAUCUGCAGUCACAUAGAGGUCCUACACUUUAGACUCACUAAAAUGAGCCGCAGGUUGUUUGACUGACACGCUAAUACUUGUGUGACCAUUGUGUGAGUGACUUUUAUGUUCUUUUCUGACCUUGUGUUCCGGGGUUCCGUUCAGGUGAAGAUCUGGUUCCAGAACCGGCGUAUGAAGUGGAAGAGGAGCCGCAAGGCCAAGGAGCAGGCAGCCGAUGUCCAGAGGGAGUACAGCUGCCCACACGGGGGGGAGAACAGCUCCGAGACUGGGUCUGGAGACACCCGCAACUCUGCUACCCUGGACAAUGAGGAGGAUCUGGAAGCAGAGGAGGAAGAUGCGUUAAUUUCUGGGACCUUAGCAGCUGGAGUGGGUUUAGUGUCUCGCCCCACAGAUUUCCUGAGGCACACUGCUACGGAUCUCAGCUAUAGUUCUCAUGGUUCCUACUCAGAAGAUGAACUAGAGGAGAGUGGACCUGGGCUGGAGAGGAGGGUUGGAAUGGGGUUAUGA